Messenger RNA from Solanum verrucosum, 1466 nucleotides. RefSeq lists its product as uncharacterized. The record is from RefSeq and is a predicted model, not a curated record. The coding region runs from base 39 to 1466 and encodes 475 amino acids. NCBI's taxonomy places the organism in Eukaryota, Viridiplantae, Streptophyta, Magnoliopsida, Solanales, Solanaceae. Gene Ontology annotation, molecular function: glycosyltransferase activity. The transcript is spliced from 2 exons.
CAAAACCAGAGAAAUAGUAUUUUGAUGCUUCUAACUCAAUGAAAAUGGAACAUCAUCUCAAAUCGUGCACUCGAAACAAGAACAAAUUGUUAACAAUCAAAUUCAUCACUAUCUCCUUUUUCACCUUGUUUCUAGUUGUCAUCCUUUUCCAUAUCCAGUAUUCGUCCCCUUUUGAUUUCUCCUUAUCAGCAAGGUCCCAAACUCGACGAGCUUCUCUUUUCCAAGAGAAUUACUCUAAUGUCAUUGAAAUGAUGACUGCAAAACUCAAACAUUCUGUCACUUUCCUCCCACUCCAAGACUCUAGAUUUAGAGAAACAGCUAUAACAGGACACACUUGGUUUAUGAGCUCUUUGAACGAUACACGCGAGGAAAAUGAAGCAGAAUACUUGUAUUUCCCUUCUAAGGCAUCUAAAGGACGGCUUCUUUGCUUUAAGGGACGGGAUAUGAAGGAUGGAACGAAGAAUUCAUAUGCUUUGGCAUGGCGAGAAAGUCUUCCAGACUCUGCUAUUCUAUUGGAAGGACUAACAUUUAUAUCGUAUACAUAUUAUGAUCACACAAAUUUGUGGCAUGGGUUAUGUGCAGUGGCUCCUUUUGUUAGAUGGUCAAUGAAAAAUGAAUGUUUGAAGCCAGAAAGAUGGGUGCUAUUCCAUUGGGGAGAACUGAGAUCAAGAAUGGGAUCAUGGAUUCAACAACUUAUGCAAACGAAUUUUGGUGAAGUUAAGGUGGAAAGAUUUGAUAGAGGAGAUAAUGUACCUUACUGUUUUGAGAAAGCAGUUGUGAUGAGGCAUGAGAUGAGUCAAAUGGGACAGGAGAAUAAGCUGAAGACGUUCGACUUGUUGCGUUGCAAGGCUAGGAGUUACUGUGGCAUUAGUCCUGCAGGCAAAGGUAGAGAGAUUAAUGAAAGAGGAUUUCCAAUUAUAAGACUUACCCUCCUGAUGAGAAGAGGUUCCCGGUCAUUCAAGAAUGCAACUGUUGUGACUGAUAUAUUUUCAAAGGAAUGUGCCCGAGUUGAAGGCUGCAUUCUGCACGUAGUCCAGUCAGACGAUCUAUCUUUCUGCGACCAGGUGAAAGUGCUGACCAACACUGACAUUGUUGCAUCUCCGUGUGGAGCACAGUUAACGAAUAUGCUCUUCAUGGACCGUGAGAGCAGUGUGAUGGAAUUCUACCCAAAAGGAUGGUUAGAGUAUGCUGGCUCAGGCCAAUAUGCUUACCACUGGAUGGCGAAUCAAUCUGGGAUGAAACAUCAAGGUGCAUGGUGGGAUCCAGUAGGCAAGGAGUGUCCAUCCCCCCAAGAUCAGUGGCAGUGUUUUUCUUUUCAUAAAGAUGGCAUGGUUGGACACAACGAGACCUAUUUUACAGAAUGGGCUAGAAGAGUCAUCGAUCAAGUAAGGCUAAUGAAGCAGGAGCAAGCCUCUGCAUAUCAAGCAAACAAGCAACAACAUGAUUCAAAAGCAUGUGUUUGCUAG